Sinocyclocheilus rhinocerous is the source of this 1557-nucleotide messenger RNA. Its product is annotated as matrix metalloproteinase-25-like. Gene Ontology annotation, cellular component: extracellular matrix. The record is from RefSeq and is a predicted model, not a curated record. The transcript has 9 exons. The coding region runs from base 16 to 1557 and encodes 513 amino acids. Gene Ontology annotation, biological process: collagen catabolic process; extracellular matrix organization; proteolysis. Gene Ontology annotation, molecular function: metalloendopeptidase activity; zinc ion binding. NCBI's taxonomy places the organism in Eukaryota, Metazoa, Chordata, Actinopteri, Cypriniformes, Cyprinidae.
GAAGCUGUCUGUAAAAUGCAGCGUUUUGCUGGAAUUAAAGAGACUGGCAAGCUAGAUCAUGCUACUUUAGAACUGAUGGCCAGACCUCGCUGCUCUCUCCCGGACACCGUCAGCUCUGAGGAUCUGCUGAAAGGAAAGAGGAGAGGUAAAGAGAAGCUGAAGAGGAGAUAUACUCUGCCAAGGUUGAGCUGGGACAAGACCGACAUCACCUGGAGCGUGCAGGAGUUUCCCUCUCCCUCUAUGUCUCCCACUCUACAUCCCGGGCUGGUGAGGCUCAUUUUGACCUCUGCCCUCCGAGUAUGGAGUGAUGUCACACCUCUGCGUUUCCACCCUUCUCCAUACGACCCAUCACCACAGAUAGACAUCAAAGUCACCUUUGCCAGCGGCUACCAUGAAGAUGGAUAUCCUUUCGAUGGCAAAGGGGGCACUCUGGCACAUGCAUUCUUCCCAGGAAAGGGAGAUCUUGCUGGUGACACACACUUUGAUGACGGAGAGAGCUGGAGCUAUGGAGAUUGGAGCAGCUCCACAGAUUUAUUCACAGUUGCAGUUCAUGAGUUUGGUCAUGCUUUAGGCCUGUUUCACUCAUCCUCCAAUGACUCCAUCAUGAAGCCUUAUUACCAUGGUCCUGUGGGAGACAUGCGCAGUUACUCUUUAUCCCUUGAUGACAGACUGAGAAUACAGGCGCUUUAUGGAAAGAGACAAACUUUUAAACCUUCUCCAUCUGUUGUUGCACCCACAACUCAUCUGCCCCACUUCUCGACACCAGCUCCUUCACAUCCUCCCGAUCACCCAGCAGCCUCUGUUGAUCGCUGUCAGGGAGGUUAUGAUGCAGUCGCUAAUAUCAGAGGAGAGGUUUUCUUCUUUAGAGGUCCACACUUUUGGAGAGUACAUCAUUCAGGCUCAUUAAUGUCAUUGACUGCAGCUCUGAUCCACAGCUUCUGGAUCGGUUUGCCUCCAGAAACAUCCAGAGUUGAUGCAGUAUAUGAGAGAAGAGAUGGACAUAUUGUAUUCUUCAUUGGUAAUCAGUACUGGGUAUUUAGAGACACAGUGUCCCUCCCUGGGUACCCGCAACCACUUUCAGAAUGGGGAUUAUGCACUUCUGCAGGAGGACUUCCAGAGAGGGUGGAGGCAGUAUUUGUGUGGCCACACAAUGGGAAGACAUACCUGUUCAGUGAUGGAGAGUACUGGAGGUUUGAUGAAGUGGGAACAGAGAGGAAGCUGGAGGAAGGGUACCCUAAACCAGCAUCCAUCUGGGGGAUGCCCUCUCACCCUGAUGAUAUCAUUGGAUUUCUAGAUGGAGACACUUACUUCUUUAAAGACUCAAACUACUGGAUUUUAAAAAGAGGAGGCCUGGACCAGGAAUCUGCUUCCCCAAAGUCUAUUGCGACUGACUGGAUGAAAUGUGAUGGUCACAUUUCAACUCACACUCCUGAGAUUCCCAGAGGAGACCAAGAUUGUACUUGUGUCCAGAGUGCAGCAGUUAUAAUAUGUGCUUUGUCAUCUGUUAUAUAUUCAAUUAUCAUAGUUUGGAUUUUGGGUCUUAUAUUUUACCGAUAA